Molecule: messenger RNA, 177 nt
Organism: Entrophospora sp. SA101
Lineage: Eukaryota; Fungi; Glomeromycota; Glomeromycetes; Entrophosporales; Entrophosporaceae
Source: the annotation of a GenBank genome assembly
AUGAAGGAUUCUUUUACAAAUUCCGAAAAAACAUUUUCAACUUAUUCUUCUUCCGCCACUUUAACUGUUGAAACUGAAGAACCACUUAGUUUAGAAGGUCGUUGGAUAAAAGAUUCUAGUGGUCGCACUAUACUUUUACGUGGUAUAAAUUUAUCUGGCUCAUCUAAACAACCUUGA